ACAAUGGAACAAAGCGGACAGGACUCCUGGCGACGAGGAAGGAAAUGGGUUGCCUUCGUGUUGGCUGUGACUUUGAUUUUAGGCAAGGCCUCUGGACAGAUAAGAUAUUCUAUAUCGGAAGAAAUCAAAGAAGGAACCGCUGUCGGGAACAUAGCGAAGGAUCUGGGAAUUGAUCCAAAUAUAUUAAAAGCGAGGGGAUUUCGCAUUGUUUCUAGCUCCACUGAAUCCCUUUUCCAGGUAAACCAAAAUGAUGGGAUCUUAUACGUAAAUCGUAACAUUGACCGAGAAGAAAUAUGCCAGCGGACCAAUGUAUGUUUGAUAAACCUUAAAAGCGUGCUAGAGAAUCCACUGGAGAUCCAUUAUGUUGCAGUGGAAGUGUUAGACGUGAACGACCAUUCGCCCUCUUUCCCAGAGAACAACAAAAGGCUAGAGAUUUCAGAGUCCACUUUACCCGGAACGAGGUUUCAGCUGCAUGCUGCUCUCGAUCCAGAUGGCGGUGCGAAUUCAAUUCAACAGUAUAAACUAAGUCCAAAUAAUAAUUUUCGGCUAGAAGUGAAAGAUCGUGGGAAAGAUGGAAAAGUGCCUGUUUUACAAGUACAAAGCCCAUUAGAUAGAGAAGCAUCUAGCAGCCAUAAACUGCUGCUGACAGCCUUGGAUGGGGGUAAACCUCCCAAAUCAGGUACCAUGGAGAUAUUAAUAGAUGUUUUAGAUGUGAAUGACAAUGCUCCAGUGUUUACAAAAGAUGUCUAUUCAGCAGAGAUAAACGAGAAUUCACCAACUGGCACUAUAGUCAUACGAGUAAACGCCACUGAUUUAGAUGAAGGUUUAAAUGGCGAAGUUAGUUAUUCUUUUGGAAAUGUAAAUAGCAAAGUGCGCGAACUGUUUGAUGUCGACCCGAGCACAGGUGAAAUAACUGUGAAAGGACAACUGGACUACGAAGUGGAUGACAGUUAUGAGAUAGAUAUCCAAGCAUCUGACAGCGGCGCUGUUCCCUUUAGAACGGAAAAAAGCGUUACUGUAAAUAUUAAAGACAUAAAUGACAAUGCACCUGUGAUUGACGUAACGUCACUGUCCGACAAAAUAUCUGAGGAUUCUAGGCCAGGAACGACGGUAGCACUGCUUAGUAUCACCGAUCUGGAUUCUGGCGUGAACGGAAAAGUUAUCAGCUUUGUAAAAGGCGAUGCACCUUUCACACUAACGCCUUCAAUACAGGACAACAUGUACGCUGUUGUGACAAAGUCACUGCUCGACAGGGAAAAGCAAUCCAUGUAUGAUGUAACAGUAAUCGCGAAAGAUGCAGGUGAACCUGCGUUAACAUCCGAAAAGACUUUAAGAGUUGUUGUAUCCGAUGUAAACGAUAAAAGCCCUGAGUUUUCAAUGAGCCGAUAUAAUUUUUAUGUCAGUGAGAAUAACCCCCCAGGAGUGUCGAUAUUUUCUGUAAUCGCGUCUGAUCGUGAUGAAGGAGACAAUGCUCUGAUAUCCUAUCAUAUUCUCAGAGAUGGAAGAGAAGAAAACAAAGUGACGUCAUUUCUUAACAUAAACUCUGAAACUGGAGACAUUAUGGCGCUGAAAAGUUUUGACUUUGAAACACUGAAAACUUUCCAGUUCCACGUUGUUGCGUCAGAUUCUGGAACUCCGUCACUGAGCAGCAACGUCACGGUCAACGUGUUCAUUCUGGAUCAGAACGACAACGCUCCAGUCAUCCUCUAUCCACUCAGCUCUAACGGUUCUGCUGAAGGUGUGGAGGAGAUUCCCCGCAAUGUCAACGCAGGACACUUGGUGACUAAAGUCAGAGCCUAUGACGCUGAUAUAGGAUAUAACGGCUGGUUACUCUUUUCACUGCAGGAAGUUACUGACCACAGUCUCUUUGCUUUGGACCGCUACACAGGACAGAUCAGAACACUUCGCUCAUUCACAGAGACAGACGAGGCUGAGCACAAACUGCUCGUACUGGUCAAAGACAAUGGCAACGUCUCACUCUCAGCAACAGCUACUGUCAUUGUCAAAGUUGUGGAGCCCAAAGAGGCUUUUGCUGCUUCUGAUGUUAAAACUUCAGCAAAAGCAGAUGAAGAUGAUAACGUGACUUUUUACCUGAUGAUAACUUUGGGCUCAGUGUCUGUGCUUUUUCUCAUCAGUAUCAUUGUGCUGAUUGCAAUGCAGUGCUCAAAGUCCACUGACUAUACUUCUAAAUAUCUACAAGAGACUAAUUAUGAUGGGACACUGUGUCACAGCAUCCAGUACAGAUCUGGAGACAAACGCUACAUGUUAGUUGGACCCAGAAUGAGUAUAGGAUCUACUAUAGUCCCUGGAAGCAAUGCAAAUACCUUGGUUAUGCCUGACAGGAGAAGAACAUCUAUAGAGGUAAGACUUUAA
Molecule: messenger RNA, 2373 nt
Organism: Toxotes jaculatrix (banded archerfish)
Lineage: Eukaryota; Metazoa; Chordata; Actinopteri; Toxotidae
Product: protocadherin gamma-A11-like
Exons: 1
Coding region: 4-2373 (789 amino acids)
Biological process (GO): homophilic cell-cell adhesion
Cellular component (GO): plasma membrane
Molecular function (GO): calcium ion binding
Source: RefSeq, a predicted model, not a curated record